Molecule: messenger RNA, 1511 nt
Organism: Amphiprion ocellaris (clown anemonefish)
Lineage: Eukaryota; Metazoa; Chordata; Actinopteri; Pomacentridae
Gene: mrpl44
Product: mitochondrial ribosomal protein L44
Exons: 4
Coding region: 27-1025 (332 amino acids)
Biological process (GO): primary miRNA processing; rRNA processing; regulation of gene expression
Cellular component (GO): nucleus
Molecular function (GO): ribonuclease III activity; double-stranded RNA binding
Source: RefSeq, a predicted model, not a curated record
CUGCACUCUGCUGUCAGUGGAUCAACAUGGCGUCGGGGUACAUACUAAAUCGUGGUGUGCUAACAUUAGGGAUUCACUGCCAGCGUGCUUGCAGAAAUGUGUCAUUAUCACAAGUCAGAGAGAAGAAGCGGUGGAUGAAAGCGUACACAUACCUGAUGGCAAAGAAGCUAAAGCUCGAAGGACCUCCGCCGCCGAAGCCACGGUCCCAACAGCCUCACUGGGAUUACCAUGCUGAGGUCCAGUCUUUCAGCACCCGCCUCCAGGAGAACUUCUCCCUCGACCUACUGAAAACAGCCUUCAUCAACCCCUGUUACCUGCAGGCAGAGCAAGAGAGGAGAAAAGGGUUAGGUGUGGACUCUGAGACCACCGCUCUUGUUCUGAAAGAUAAUAUUCAGCUGAGUGAAAAGGGAACGAGCUUUGUCAAAAGCUUCCUUACCGACUGGUGCAGAGCAAGCUUUCCCAGCCUGCCGGGUGAGGGGGUGGAGGGUAUUGUAGGGCACCUCACCAGUCCAGCAGUUGUGACUUAUGUUGCAAGAAAUCUUGGAAUUGAAGACCUAACAAUGAGUGCAGAAUUUCCUGUUCCCGAUGAUGUGCUCUAUUCUACAUUCAUGGCAGUGAUUGGAGCUCUACAGGAAAGCAGUGGAGCACAGCGAACCGGAUUAUUUCUCAGGGAUUUCCUGGUGACUGAGCUGAUAGGAAAGGAUCUCUUUGAUAUGUGGACUGUAGUCAACCCCAUGGGACUGCUGGUGGAGGAGCUUAGUAAGAAGAAUGUUCCUUUGCCAGAGCCUCGUCUCAUUCGGUCUGCUGGAGCCAGCACCGUCCUGCCACUGUACUUCGUUGGCUUGUACAGUGACAAGAAGCUUCUGGCUCAAGGUCCAGGAGAAACAGUUUUAGCAGCUGAGGAGGAAGCAGCUCGUGUGGCCCUCCGCAAACUUUAUGGCUACACAGAGAACCGCAAACCCUUUGACUUUUCUCCACAACAUCAGCAUCAACAGCCAUUAAUUCAAUCAGUCAGCAGCAAUUAAAGAAGUGGCAAAUGCUGAGGCAAAAAUUAUUUAAAGAGGGUGCAGUUGGACAGAAAUCUCAUUUGAAGACUACAGGCUUUGCAUAAAUUGUAGAGAAAAAAUGAAAUAAAAAGGGCGCCACCAUUUACCUUAUUAAAAUUUAGUGCUGCUGUUCCCUUGUCAGAUCCCAUUCUCGUGGUUAUUUAAAUGCCAGUUCCGCCAGACAAAGGAGAGAUACAUCAGCCCUUUUGUCCAAAUAAAAAUGGCUUUGUUGUAAGAGCCUGCCUUCCACUUCAAUAGACAGAUUAAUCAGUUUUGAGCAGAUCUGAUUACAUUAAGAGUCCAGUUAGCAUGUAGCUUAUUCUAGCUAAUAACCUACAGAUUCAACAAUCUAUUACACAAAAUAGCCCCGAUAUGUGAUUGUGCCCUUGUAAACAAUACAACUGCCAUUUGAUUUACUUUAUAUUCUGUUAUUUGUCUGUAAUAAAAGGUAUAUGAGUAUGUGUA